Molecule: messenger RNA, 2010 nt
Organism: Diospyros lotus (date-plum)
Lineage: Eukaryota; Viridiplantae; Streptophyta; Magnoliopsida; Ericales; Ebenaceae
Product: ankyrin repeat domain-containing protein, chloroplastic
Exons: 7
Coding region: 228-1586 (452 amino acids)
Biological process (GO): protein targeting to chloroplast
Cellular component (GO): chloroplast outer membrane
Molecular function (GO): chloroplast targeting sequence receptor activity; protein binding
Source: RefSeq, a predicted model, not a curated record
GUGGGAUAAUUUUGUUGUUUCUGCACCUGUCGAACAGCCUCUCUAUAAGGCUGUAGAUUAAUCCAAGCUAGACUCCCACUUACAACAAAUUAACCCAAAUAUAUAAAACUAUUAUUGUAAGAAGUUAACUGUCUUCUGACUCUAGAAUCCUAUGAACCAAAUUGAGUCUGUUCUGUUCAAAUUGUCCACCCCAGUUCCAUAGAUAUAAAUAGUAAAUACACAGCAACAUGUACCUCCCCAUCUCAAUUCAUCUGUCUCUCGCAAAGAAGAAAAGCAUGUGGCCGGCAGCAGCAGCCUGUUUAUUGAAACCCCAUACCCCGACGACCCACUUCGCCAUCCUCCCAACUUCUCCUCUUUGGUUCUCUGGCCAUCCUUCCCAAACCCUACCCCUCUCCCGAAAACCCUCCUUUCCCAUCGCUUCUGCCUCCUCUUCUCUUUCCUCAUUCCACGACGACGACGACGACGACGACCACCACCACGUCCUCGGCAACUGCGUUGUGUUCGAAGACGGCGCAUUCGACGAUCCUUAUCUUCAUUCCGACCUCGAUUCCGGAGCUCCUCACUUCAGCAAGAAGAGCGCUAAGGCCUCUGUCGGAGUGAAGGCUGAGGAUUUGAUUCCGGACCAGUGGAAAGACGCUCAGGCCGAGAUCAACAUUACGAAGAAGGAGCGGCGGAGGAUUGCUCGGGAGCUGGAGUUUGGUCGUCGGGUUGAGAAGAGGAAGCGAGAUCUCAUGCCGAUAAGGACUGUGAGUGCGGAGGACUACGGGGCAUAUAGGGACGACAAGCUGGCGCAGUUGAAGCCUCUUGUUCUCGACAAUCCACGGAAUUUUACGGCUGGGAAUGAGGUGGUGGAGGACAGCGGUGGAGCCAGAGGAGGCGAUGCCAGUGUUCCGAGUAGCAGCCGUGUGGCGCCGCGGAACCCUAGAUUGGCGGUUUAUGGUGGUACUUUGGAUGAUGUUUCUGAAUUUUUUAGUAGUGGAAGUUAUGACCCCAAUGCUGCCCAGAGAUCUGAAGGCCAUCGGAAGUUGUUUACGAAGGGCGAGAAGAUCCUUCUCAAUAUGAGGAUACCUGAUGUGGCUGCUGCUACCUCUGGCAAGUGGCAACCUCUGCAUACACUUGCUGCAUCAGGAGAGUUUUACCUUGUUAAUGCUUUGUUAAAACACAAUGUUGAUAUCAACAUUCAAGACAAGGGUGGACUAACUGCGCUUCACAAAGCAAUACUUUCCAAAAAGCAGGCCAUUUUUAACUUUCUCUUGAGAGAAUCGGCAAAUCCAUUUGUUCAGGAUGAAGAAGGAGCUACCUUGAUGCACUAUGCUGUUCGGACAGCUUCAAGUCAGAUGAUAAAAAUUCUGCUGUUAUAUAAUGUUGAUAUAGAUCUCCAAGAUAGUGAUGGGUGGACUCCUUUGCAUGUUGCUGUUCAAACCCGCAGAACAGAUAUAGUGAGACUUCUGUUACUUAAAGGAGCAGACAAGACACUCAAAAACAAGGAUGGUCUCACCCCGCUUGAUCUCUGCCUCUAUUCUGGUCGAGACACAAGGACCUAUGAGCUAAUCAAGCUGAUGAAACAGCUUCCAAAGCCUCAGUAACUGGUGCAAGCUCGCAUAGGAGCUGAUCAAACUGAUGACACUGAACCCAGACUUCUGAACUAAGCUUAGCUUGCGAGAAUAGAGGCUUGCCUUGCCCCUACUCCUGUGUCAUCAUGCCCUUGUUACAUGAACAAGUGAGAUUUACUUCUGAUCGAAUUGGCUCGCCAAAUAUCAUGUGUUCUUGGCAAAGAAAGAAUGCAAAUGAGCCCACUGGCGGCAGAGUGGCCCACAGGACAAAUACAAGUGCCGGGUUCUGCUGCUUAUGCACCUGAAAUUCUACUAUUGAUCCUGCUUGCUGUACUCGUUAACAAUUACCGGGCAAUUUUCUUGUAGAUAUACUCGUUAAAUCUAUGAAGUGAUUGCAACACUGUAAAUACUGAUUUGAGAUAGCAAUUCUCUGUGCCAGAAGAUCAGUGUGUUUAUA